Messenger RNA from Passer domesticus (house sparrow), 3960 nucleotides. RefSeq names its product complement C1s (gene C1S). The record is from RefSeq and is a predicted model, not a curated record. Gene Ontology annotation, biological process: proteolysis; complement activation. The transcript has 11 exons. Lineage: Eukaryota; Metazoa; Chordata; Aves; Passeriformes; Passeridae. Bases 1413 to 3497 code for a protein of 694 amino acids. Gene Ontology annotation, molecular function: serine-type endopeptidase activity; calcium ion binding. Gene Ontology annotation, cellular component: extracellular region.
UUUUAUUUCCACCAUGCCCAUUUUCAAAUAUGAUUGUGGCUUGAAAAGUCACUGACAGGGUUUUUACACUGCACAGCUCAGAAGAGAAAACAUCUCCCUGUGAUUUAUCGUGUAUCUUUCAUCACUGUUUUCCUGUUCUCAAAAUUCCAGUUCAAAACAUGGAGCUGUGCUCCCAAGAGACAUCAGAAGGGAGAUGACACUCUGUUUUCUUUCUCUUUCCAUUCUCAUUUUGACAAAGAAAACAGACGAGGCAUGUUCUUCCAGCAGAGCCUUUAUCCUGACUACAGUGAAGUCAGUUAUGAUUCAUCUGGAGGUGUUUCUCUCCCUUGACAAUAUAAAGGACUAUUUCAGAUGGGCUGUGCUAAUGCACUUUGCCUAUGGCCUGUUGAAACUUGAAGCACUUUUUUUUUUCCCCCGUCUAAAACAAGCUCUGGAGUGUGCUGUGCUGGCUGUGAAGGGUAGAGGCUGUAAUGGAAUUUUAGAUUUUCAUUUAUAGUCCAUCCCUGCAGCUGGUUUGUGAGGAGGAGGGGGUUUCUAGAGUAUUAGUGACAGAUAUUUUAGCUUGUAUUUUGGCCUUGGCUUGUGGGCACUGGCUGGGCUAAGCGUCCUCCCUGGUGUAAGUCUCUGAACUCCUUUCUGCAAGAGUCUUAAAUCCAACUUGCUGUGGGGCUGAGUCUGAUGAACAUGAACAUGAUGAACAUGCUCUUUCUUACACAAAGCUCGCUUGGAAAAUAAAAAUGUAGUUAUGUGCUCCAAGUCCUAAAUGUGUCCCCAUACUGAACCCAGCAAACCCACGUUUCCUCCUGCUGGUAGCCUCAGAGAGGCACAACAUUGAAUAGGCCACUAUUUUUUCUUUUAUUUUUUCCCUAAAAAGGGGUCUCUGAAGCAUCCGAUGAGGAGCAGUAGCAGCAGCCCUGUGGCCAUCAGGUUGCAGUGAGACUGAACUCCAACAGGGUGAUCUCUGGACACGAUGAUCAAACAGGGUUUUCUGUGCAGAAACAUUGGACUCUCCCUUUUCUACACCCUUUGGAUGUUGUUCCCAACUUAAAAAAGGGAGGGGAACAAAGAGGAGAGGGAAGGCAGUCGAAAACUCUAUUCCCCUCCCUUUUCCCCAAAGUCAUCUGAUUUCCCGAAAAUACAACCAGACUGGUGCGCUCCCCACGGCAACUUCAGCCAACAGGAUUGUGCAACUCUUUCUGGGAAUUCCCCUUCCUGCCGAGAGCUUUCAAAGCCAGCAUCUCACGCUAGAGGGAAGGCUGGGAAGCCGCAUCCCACAGAUAGAGGGUGCUGCGAUAUUGUGAAUUAGAGCUCCCUUCCCAAAACUCAGCUUUGGGUGCGUUUGGAGGAGGGUGUGCACAGGAAGAAAAAAGAGAGAAGGGAAAGAGAAGAGAAAAGAAAACCAGACCUGAACUAUGGAGAAAAGGUCCUUGAUCUUCUUCUGUCUGCCCAUCUGGGCUGAUGCAGCCUCUAUGUAUGGAGAGAUCUUGUCACCCAAUUAUCCUCAGGGGUAUCCCAAUUAUGCGAAUGAAUCUUGGGAAAUCCAGGUCCCUUUGGGAUAUGGUAUUCACCUUUAUUUCACACAUCUGGAUCUCGAACCAUCACAGGACUGCGAAUAUGACUUUGUGAAGAUCCUGUCUGGUGGCUAUGUCGAAGGUGUGCUUUGUGGGAAGAAGAAACCUCGUGCCCCUGGCUCCAGGAUUGUGGAGGAAUUUCGUGUCCCUUACAACACCCUCACUAUGACAUUCCAAUCAGACUUUUCCAACGAGGAACGUUUCACUGGUUUUGCUGCCUACUACGUUGCUGUGGACUUGGAUGAGUGCAUGGAUUUUGUGGAUGAACCCUGCAGUCAUUAUUGUAACAAUUAUAUUGGAGGUUACUUCUGCAGCUGUCCACCAGAUUAUUUCCUCUAUGAAGAUAACAAAACUUGUGGAGUGAACUGCAGUGGAAAUGUCUUCACUGAGCCAACGGGGGAGAUUGCCAGCCCCAACUAUCCCAACCAGUACCCGGAGAACUCUCGGUGUGACUACCGAGUGGCUCUGAGCCCGGGCUACUUCGUGGUGCUGACCAUUCACAGAGGCAACUUCGACGUGGAGCCAGCCGACUCCAACGGGAUCUGCCACGACAGCUUAACUAUUGUCUCUGGAAAACAGCAUUUGGGUCCCUAUUGUGGCAGCAAAUUCCCAGGUCCUUCUGAGAUCAGAACCAGCAACAACAUUCUUGACAUAAUCUUCCAGACAGACCAGGGCAUCCAACACAAAGGCUGGAAAAUACGCUACUAUGGGGACCCUGUAACCUGUCCCAUGAAUGUCAUCUCCAACUCUGUUGUUGACCCAAAGAAGGACAGGUAUAUCUUAAAGGAUGUUGUGAAGGUGACCUGUGUGGAAGGCUACGAAAUUGUGAGGCAACGAGAUAGCAUCACAAGUUUUCUCUCCAGCUGUCAGGAAAAUGGUGAAUGGAGCAACUCCCACUUAAGCUGUGUUCCUGUGAACUGUGGAGAUCCCCCUCAGGUUGACAAUGCCCACGUCUCAUACGUCUCCGAACUCCAGGAGCCUCUGUACACAGCUGCUGUCCGCUAUGAGUGUGAGGCACCCUACUACACCCUGGAGAACAAAGGGCAUGGGAUGUAUCGGUGCUCAGCCAGUGGAGAAUGGGUCAAUGAAGAGAUGGGAACAAAGCUACCAAAAUGUGUCCCAGUCUGUGGGGUGCCUAGCAAUCCCAUCCGAGACACAGGGAGGAUUUUUGGAGGCACUCGUGCAGAAGAGGGGAACUUUCCCUGGCAGGUGUUUUUCAGUAACCCCAGAGCAAGUGGAGUGCUCAUCUCUGACAGAUGGGUGAUGACUGCAGCUCACGUGCUGGAGGGAGCCUCAGCAAAUGACAUGCCCCCCAUGUACGCUGGGGUAAUCAGUGUUCGUAGAGAAUCCCUGAUACAGGAUGCUGAAAAGCUUAUCCCAGAAGCUUCAUUCAUCCAUCCUGGUUGGAAGGAGGAGCCUGCAGAAACCAGGAUCGAUUUUGACAAUGAUAUUGCGCUAUUGAAGCUGAGGGAUCCUGUGAAGCUGGGUCCAAACAUCUCACCCAUCUGUCUCCCUGGUAAAUCACCUGCAUAUGAGCUGGAAGAAGGGACUCUGGGCUACAUUGCUGGAUGGGGCCGGAGAGAGAAAGGAAGGCUCCCUGGUGAUCUUUGGAAGGCCCAGAUUCCCGUGGUGAACAUGGACAAGUGCCGAUCUGUGAAACCAGACAGCUCCGACGAUUCCGUCGUUUACAUAUUCACCGACAACAUGAUCUGCGCUGGCGGUGGCAAGGACAGCUGCCAGGGGGACAGUGGUGGAGCCUAUGCCAUCCAGGAUCCUCUGAACGCCACCCGGUACUAUGUGGCGGGGCUCGUCUCCUGGGGGCCGAAAUGCGGCACCUUUGGCCUUUACACCAAGGUGGUGCGCUACCUGGACUGGAUCAGAGAGACCAUGCACCAGAACGAGGGUGAGGAAGCUUGGCAGAAAUAGCUGCUUGUCCUUCCAGCACUGUCACCCUGUCUAAGUGUGACGGCUGCACGGUUGGGCUGGCUGUGACCCUGUGCACGCUGUGUAUCCAAUGGGAAAUAUAUAACACAUUGUAACUUGUCCUGUCUGUGCUGAAGUGGAGAGUCAGGAGUAUGGACCUGUUUCUCCCGCUGUCAUUAUGUCUGGGAAGAGAAAUUCUCCUUCUUCCACUCAGAGUAGUGUAAAAGGAAGACAUUAUUCUGAAUAAAAGAGACUCCUUCAGCUUCCUUUCUUUUUUUUUCUAUCCUAUUUUUUUCCAUUUGGAAAAGACCUAGCUGUGCCCCACUGAAACCUGACAGGGAGGUUUCAAUGAAGACAAGAGAGAAUAAUGGUUGGUUCCCAUGGAAGGUUCAGAGCCUGGUUUCUGAUUUAUGUAUUUCCUGACCUGUUCAGAAUAUCUAACAGCAUUAAAGAAUGUCCAAACUGC